This is a messenger RNA of Rotaria socialis, 672 nucleotides long. NCBI's taxonomy places the organism in Eukaryota, Metazoa, Rotifera, Eurotatoria, Philodinida, Philodinidae. The record is from the annotation of a GenBank genome assembly.
AUGAAUAUAGCAGCUAAUAAAAAGAAAACGAUAGAUGAACAACUGACGAAUGGCAGACUUAAUGCGUUAUUUCGUCGAAGAUUAAAUCACUUUUCAUCAGUCAUUACCAAUCGUUUAUGGCUCAAUGCUCACACGAAUUAUGACUGUGAUGUUUUACUAACAUUUCCGAGUCGCAUUGAUGAUUAUACUAUUAUUUGGUUUCUUGAACAAUUACUUCAACUUGCGCCUGAUAUUCGCAUUUCGAUUAAAUAUCAUUUCACAACCGGUGUUUAUGGUUUCUAUGUAACAUUUACUUACGAAAGGCUGUUGAAAGGUGCCGAUGAGCUUCAAUUAGAAAAACCAAUUAAACAAGAAUUUGGUGGUGGAUAUAAAAUUUUUUUCUUUGAUGAAUUAGAAUUUUAUGAAGGUUUUGAAGAUGUGGAUAAAUUUUUUACUUCUCAAGAACGACAAUCGAUCGUUCAAUAUCUUCUGUAUUCAAUAAAAAUUGUUCAUCAACAAGAAAUCAGUGGAAUCGAAUUUAAAAUAGAUCAAUCAUUAAUACAACAUAGUUUAGACAGAAACUUAAUUCUACAAGUAAUUCCAUUGCAUAAUAAAGAAACAUUAAAUCGUCUUCGAGAUCUAUGGGUUUGGCCUCAUACAGCUUUUAAACGUCAACCUAUCGGUAAAAGAUAA